Molecule: messenger RNA, 1236 nt
Organism: Vigna radiata var. radiata (mung bean)
Lineage: Eukaryota; Viridiplantae; Streptophyta; Magnoliopsida; Fabales; Fabaceae
Product: pyrophosphate-energized vacuolar membrane proton pump-like
Exons: 2
Coding region: 130-1236 (368 amino acids)
Biological process (GO): proton transmembrane transport
Cellular component (GO): membrane
Molecular function (GO): diphosphate hydrolysis-driven proton transmembrane transporter activity; inorganic diphosphate phosphatase activity
Source: RefSeq, a predicted model, not a curated record
CUCUCUCUCUAUUUCUCUCUCUGUCACAUAUAAAAACCUCUCCACCCCUUCCCAUUUCCCUCAUUCACUCAUUUCUUCAUUCCUUCCUAUUUUUAUUUUCUCCCUAAGCACUCUCUCAAUCUUCCAGCCAUGGGAGCAGCGAUUCUCCCAGAUCUCGGAACCGAGAUUCUCAUUCCCGUCUGCGCGGUCAUUGGAAUCGCCUUCGCCCUCUUCCAGUGGCUUCUCGUCUCCAAGGUCAAACUCUCUGCCGUCAGAGACGCUUCUCCCAACGCCGCUGCCAAGAAUGGCUACAACGACUACCUCAUCGAAGAAGAGGAGGGCAUCAACGACCACAACGUCGUCGUCAAAUGCGCUGAAAUACAGAACGCCAUUUCCGAAGGAGCAACCUCUUUCCUUUUUACUGAAUACAAGUAUGUAGGAAUCUUCAUGGUGGCUUUUGCCAUUUUGAUAUUCCUUUUCCUUGGUUCAGUAGAGGGAUUCAGCACAAGCCCCCAGGCUUGCUCAUACGAUAAAACUAAAACNUGUAAGCCANCACUUGCAACGGCUAUUUUCAGCACCGUAUCUUUCCUGCUUGGUGGGGUCACAUCACUUGUUUCUGGAUUCCUUGGAAUGAAAAUUGCAACUUACGCCAAUGCAAGAACCACCCUGGAGGCAAGAAAGGGUGUUGGGAAGGCCUUCAUUACGGCUUUUAGAUCUGGUGCUGUUAUGGGUUUUCUCCUAGCCGCAAAUGGUCUUCUGGUUCUUUACAUUGCCAUCAACUUGUUUAAGAUCUAUUAUGGUGAUGACUGGGGUGGUCUUUUUGAGGCCAUAACUGGUUAUGGUCUCGGUGGGUCUUCUAUGGCUUUGUUCGGAAGAGUUGGCGGAGGUAUUUAUACCAAGGCUGCUGAUGUUGGUGCUGAUCUCAUUGGCAAGGUUGAGAGAAACAUUCCCGAAGAUGAUCCAAGAAAUCCAGCUGUGAUUGCUGACAAUGUUGGUGACAAUGUCGGAGAUAUAGCUGGUAUAGGAUCUGAUCUGUUUGGUUCAUAUGCGGAGUCAUCUUGUGCUGCUCUUGUUGUUGCUUCCAUCUCCUCAUUUGGGUUGAAUCACGAGUUGACUGCGAUGCUCUACCCUCUCAUUGUCAGUUCUGUGGGUAUUCUUGUUUGUUUGCUCACCACCUUAUUUGCAACUGACUUCUUUGAGAUCAAGGCUGUGAAAGAGAUUGAGCCUGCAUUGAAAAAACAACCACACAGUAUGUAA